Suillus discolor is the source of this 872-nucleotide messenger RNA. RefSeq lists its product as uncharacterized. Lineage: Eukaryota; Fungi; Basidiomycota; Agaricomycetes; Boletales; Suillaceae. The transcript has 2 exons. The coding region runs from base 113 to 853 and encodes 246 amino acids. The record is from RefSeq and is a predicted model, not a curated record.
GUCACAUCAGCCCACAUAACACAUCAGAAUGAUCAGAUUGAUAGAUGGUUCACCACAUGUUUACCACAUUUGCACCACACUGGUCGACCAGAUAUAAGGACAGCCUCGAUUCAUGGUGCCUUUGUAUGCUCUACAACGAUUCGAUCUUCACCAUUGGGACCGAGACAAAGAAUUCCUCCCAGUUCAGGUUGAGGGGAAGCGAUGCCAUGAAUUUAAAAUCAAGGAUGAAAAACUUGGAGAGGUGGAUCUGCUGCUUCACACCAGUCACGAUGAAAGAGUGACGCACUACGGUCUGCAAGGACGGGCCACCAAUGUGGUUCCUAUCACCAGCGAAACGCUCACGAAGAAAUACGGUAUCUUCCAGGAUGGGAUGGUGGUCAAGAUUUUUUGGGGAGAGGCGACUCGCACCAGCGAGCCGGACAUCUCGGACAAGGUUAAAGAGAUUGCUGAGGUGCACGAUACUAUCAAAGAUCAUAUUCCCCAGCUGCUCUGGCACCACCAGUUCAUGAAUCCCACGUCCGCCGUUCAAGAAGCGCUCGGUGUUCCUGAACCCACUACGGGAGGUCGUGUGCUCUAUAUUCUUGUAUUCAGCAAGCUCCUCCCUAUCACGAAGCUUCAGGGAAAAGAGCUUUUUGAUGUCUGGCGUCAGUGUAUCUCAUGUCACCUUACUGUUUGGAAGGACAGGGUCUAUCAUCGAGAUGUCAGCCCUGGAAAUCUGAUGUGGUACUGGAAAGACGGUAAGCGGAUAGGCGUUUUGAACGACUACGAUCUAUCCUCGUUGGCGAAUGACUCAGGUUCUCGGGGCAAUGAGCGCACGGGCACGGUGCCGUUCAUGGCGCUCGAUCUUCAGUGAGUGAGGGUCAAUGAGGUGA